AUGGUUCAGUUCAAGCCUCUGCUUGCCCUAAUCCUCUUCUCAUCGUGUUUGAUUAUUAUACCUUUUACUUCUGCCAAAUCCACUGAGGUUCACUACUGCAAUAAGAAAGCCAACUAUCCUGUUAAGGUUAGUGGAAUUGAGAUAAAUCCUUAUCCAAUCUCCAGAGGCAAAAAUACCACCUUCAGCAUUGCUGCAUCUACAGAGGAACCAAUCUCCGGUGGGAAGCUGACUGUUGAUGUUACCUACUUUAUAUUUCAUGUCUACAGUGAGGACCACAAUCUUUGCUCGGAGACAUCCUGCCCGGUUUCUGCUGGGGAUUUUGUGGUUUCUCAUUCCCAAGAGUUGCCUGGAAUUACACCUCCUGGUUCAUACACACUUAAAAUGACGAUGGUGGACGCAAACAAGAAGCAAUUGACUUGCAUUACUUUCGACUUCAGCAUCGGAUUUGUAGCACCAGAAAGCUUAGCUGAUGCCUGA
This is a messenger RNA of Fraxinus pennsylvanica, 477 nucleotides long. NCBI's taxonomy places the organism in Eukaryota, Viridiplantae, Streptophyta, Magnoliopsida, Lamiales, Oleaceae. The record is from the annotation of a GenBank genome assembly.